CCUAAGGUGCUAGAGGGUUUUGCACCCAACACUCAGUAUAUUAUUAUCUCCUACAAUUCUCUCUAUUAUUUCAUCACUUUCUCUCCAAACAACAAAAAUGGCCGGAAAGAUUGCCUGCUUUGUGGUUUUGUGCAUAGUGGCAGCUGCGCGCAGCGCAGAAGCCCUAACUUGCACAGACGUUGAUGCGCACCUCAAAAAUUGCGUACCUUUCCUUACGAAUACUGGGCUUCUAGGAACCUGUUGCGAUGGCGUCAAGGAAUUAAAUGCCGUUGCAAGCACUACAGUUGAUCGCCAAACUGCAUGUACUUGCCUGGAAGCUGCUGCUAAAAGUAUGUUGCUACUUGAUUUGACCAAAGCUGCUAAUCUCCCAAACACAUGUGGAGUCGAACUUCCAUUCAAGAUCAGCCUCGACAUGGCCUGCUCCACGGUCGUGUAAAAGGAUGAAGAAAGAUCUAAGUUUACAACCGCACAAUUUGGUAGUAUGCAAUAAUGAGGAGAAGCAGAAUAAGAGAUGGGAUUUUCUUCUUUGAUCUUAUUUACUUAUGGAUCCAUUUGUAUUUGGUCCCUGUUGUUUUCUUUUUUCCUCUUUGUGUGUGUUCCUUUGUAUUUGGUCCCUGUUGUUUUCUUUUUUCCUCUUUGUGUGUGUUCCUUUUUGAGUCCUAGACGAUUCUAGUCCAGUAUUGUGUAAUAAAUAAGCGGUUGUAUUUCUAUUCCAUCUUAGAUUGAACAUCUAUCAUGUUUAAUUAGCA
This is a messenger RNA of Nicotiana attenuata, 749 nucleotides long. Its product is annotated as non-specific lipid-transfer protein 2-like. The transcript is spliced from 2 exons. The coding region runs from base 98 to 436 and encodes 112 amino acids. Gene Ontology annotation, cellular component: membrane. NCBI's taxonomy places the organism in Eukaryota, Viridiplantae, Streptophyta, Magnoliopsida, Solanales, Solanaceae. Gene Ontology annotation, biological process: lipid transport. The record is from RefSeq and is a predicted model, not a curated record. Gene Ontology annotation, molecular function: lipid binding.